Messenger RNA from Myotis daubentonii (Daubenton's bat), 621 nucleotides. Its product is annotated as IQ domain-containing protein F5-like. NCBI's taxonomy places the organism in Eukaryota, Metazoa, Chordata, Mammalia, Chiroptera, Vespertilionidae. The transcript is spliced from 3 exons. The record is from RefSeq and is a predicted model, not a curated record. Bases 1 to 621 code for a protein of 206 amino acids.
AUGGCCACAGGGACGUGCCCCGCCGUGAUGGCCCCUGCCGGGGACAGACGGACGGACGAGCAGGAGGAAAAGAAGGAAGGCCAACUUUUAGAAAUCAUAGUCGAAGACAAUGAAGAUAUCAUCUUGCUGGUGCCACAUGAGGAGGAAAUUAAGAAAGCGCCUCCGGCCCCACCCAUUAUCCCACCGGUGAAGAAGCCCCCUGAUGAGGAGCAGCAAGCCACGCAGAUCCAGGCCUGGUGGCGGGGCACCCUGGUGCGCCGGACGCUGCUGCACGCCGCGCUCUGCGCCUCCGUCAUCCAGCGCUGGUGGCGGCGGGUGCUGCGGGAGCUGCCGUUGUUGAAGCAGAAGAGGCAGCUGCAGGCUUACACUCGGCAGAAGUGGGCAGCGGUCCGGCUGCAGUCCUGGUUCCGCAUGUGGCGCGUCCGCCUGCGCUACCUCCGCCUGCUGCAGGCCACCCGCAUCAUCCAGCUGUACUGGCGCUACCACAGCUGCCACACCAGCGGCCUCCUCCAGGGCAGGUACAAACUCACAGCAAACCAGCUGGGACUUGAUCUUGAGAUCUUUCUGGGGUCACAGAUUUGUCGGAUUACGGAAUGCAUCCCCUUCCCAAUAAAGCACUGA